AUGCCUUUGAAUGCCCGUGACGUCUUCUCGGCCCCAGAGCCCAAGUUCUGCGCAUUCCCCAGUAGACGAAGUGUUGUUCACAGCACGAAAGGCAUCAUUGCCUGUACACAGCCCCUAGCCGCAGCUGCAGGGCAAAGGAUCCUUAGAGAUGGAGGGAAUGCUGCGGAUGCCGCUGUGGCGGUUGAACCAUCUUCAACCGGUAUUGGAGGUGAUAUGUUCUGUUUGUUCUAUAACGCAAAGACCAAAAAAGUGCAUGCCCUUAAUGGCUCAGGCCGCGCAGCGGCCAAUACUUCUCUAGAUUUUGUUCGCAAGGAGUUACGUCUUGCUGCUGGCGAGGAGGGCAAAAUCCCGAUGACCAGCGUACAUGCUGUGACGACGCCAGGUGCUGCUGCCGGAUGGGUCGACACCGUGGAACGCUUCGGAAGCGGGAAGUUGUCAUUGGAACAGAUUUUGACACCAGCCAUCGAAUUGGGAGAGGAGGGAUUUCCUGUGUCUGAGCUCGCUGCGUCAUUUUGGGCAGAAAGCGAAAAGCUCAUCCGUGACGCAUCACCAAACUUUAGAGAGAUGCUGAAACCCUGCCCCAGUGCGAAGGAUGGAGUGAGAUGUCCACAGGCGGGGGAAAUAUUCAAGAACCCUACUCUGGCCCAAACCUUUCGAACACUGGCAAAGGAAGGUAAAAAGGGCUUCUAUCAAGGCCGUAUUGGGGAAGCAAUUGUCAAGGUGGUCCAAGAUCUCGGUGGCCGUCUUUCACUUGACGAUUUGAAAUAUCACAUGGAAACAGGCAGUCAAGAUGUAGAUGCAAUUUCUUUAAAGCUCAACCCAACCGACAUUGGCGGAAUCAAGCGUGAUGGCAAAGGCGAAAUAGAAAUUUGGGAGCACCCCCCCAAUGGCCAAGGUAUCGUUGCUUUAAUGGCAUUGGGUAUUUUGGAAGAACUGUCCAGAACCGGCAAGAUCCCCCACUUCGCGGCCGAACAACACAACUCCAGCGUCUACCUCCACGCCAUCAUCGAAAGCCUACGGAUCGCUUUCGCCGACGCAAGCUGGUGGGUGACAGAUCCAGAUGUCGAAAAGGUCCCGUCCAAGAAAUUAAUUUCCCGCGCUUACCUCGCCCAACGCGCAGAGCUCUUCGAUCCGGACAAGGCUUGUGACGUCAUCGACCACGGCAGCCCUGCUCACAACCAUUGCGACACGGUCUACUUCGCCGUGACAGACCAGGAGGGCAACGGCAUGUCCUUCAUUAACAGCAACUACGGCGGCUUCGGCACCUGCAUCAUCCCACAAGGCUGUGGCUUCACGCUGCAGAACCGCGGGGCAAACUUCUCGCUGACACCAGGCCAUCCCAACGUCCUCGCACCCCGUAAGCGCCCCUACCAUACCAUAAUCCCGGCCAUUGUUACCAAUACAUCAGAUAACUCCCUUCACACCGUGUAUGGAGUGAUGGGCGGCUUCAUGCAGCCGCAGGGCCAUGUGCAGGUGCUGAUGAACAUGCUUGCAUUUGACCAAACCCCGCAGACAGCGCUGGAUGCUCCUCGUAUCUGCAUUGGAGCGGGGAUACCGGAGCGGGAAGAGCUGAAGGAACUGGGACAUAAUGUCGAAGUGUUGAAAGGGUUCAAGCGUGGGAUGUUUGGGCGGGGGCAGGUCAUCCGGUGCCAUUAUGACGAGCAGAAGCGGGUUUAUAGCGCUGGAAGUGAUAUGAGGGGUGAUGGGGAGGCGUUCCCUGUUUGA
Molecule: messenger RNA, 1725 nt
Organism: Histoplasma mississippiense
Lineage: Eukaryota; Fungi; Ascomycota; Eurotiomycetes; Onygenales; Ajellomycetaceae
Exons: 5
Coding region: 1-1725 (574 amino acids)
Source: RefSeq, a predicted model, not a curated record